Molecule: messenger RNA, 831 nt
Organism: Cryptococcus amylolentus CBS 6039
Lineage: Eukaryota; Fungi; Basidiomycota; Tremellomycetes; Tremellales; Cryptococcaceae
Exons: 6
Coding region: 97-831 (244 amino acids)
Molecular function (GO): acyltransferase activity, transferring groups other than amino-acyl groups
Source: RefSeq, a predicted model, not a curated record
UAUGUCUUCAAGAGAGAGAUCAGAGUAGAUCCUUGUCAUUUCCUACUCGUUGGAAGCUGACAACGCCCCGCCACCUCAAAAGUUCCGGACACGAGAAUGUCGGAAACAGACGGCGUCCAGAUCAUCCGUCUACUCCACCCCACCGAUGAAGAAAAAGAUCGAUGCCAAGAAGUCCUCUUUGAAGGGUUCAAAUCUAACAACUUAUCCCAUCGCAUAUCUUCACCCCAACACCCCCUCCCCCUCUCAGACCACCGCCGAAACGUGUACCACCGGCACAAGAUCGAUUGUGCCUCUAUCGACUGUGAGAUUUGGGUCGUCAAGGUGGCACCGGAAAGGGAAGGAGAGGGGCAGGCGGAAGAAGAGGGGGAUGGGGAUGGGGAGAUUGUUUGUGUUGGACUUGUUGUACCGCCUGGGAAGGAAUUAUUCGAUACAGAAGAGAAGGCGGUGAUACAUGAAGCAGCUCUAGACGAGCUCGACCCUUCGGCCAAAGCAUGGUUCGAAAACGAGUUCAUCCCCCACGCCGCCAAAGAAACAGACCUCCUCCCGUACGGCAACGACAAAAGACACCACGUCCAAGCCCUCUCCACCCACCCCUCCUUCGCCCACCGCGGCCUCGCACGCCGUCUGCUCAAGGCGGUGGAAGAGAGAGCGAGGGGGCAGGGGUGUAGGGUGGGGUUGAAUACUACUACGGCUGAACUUGCUGGGUUUUAUGAGAGGUGUGGGUUUAGAAGGGUUUAUAGUACGGUUUUGGAUUGGCAGUUGGAUGGGUUGGAUACGUUUGAUUUUUAUAUUUUGGUCAAUGAUUGUGGUCUGCAGGGAGAGGGCCCUUGA